AUGGCAAGCAAUCGUUCCUAUCGGGAACUUCGUCCCGCGUUUGAUGCCACUUCCCCCCAUCAAACAUCAACAGCGUCGUCGCCGGACAAUCGCUGCCUAUCAUCACAACCAGGCCAGAAACCCAGCCGACGCAACGUCUGGGUCGCUUGUGAAAGCUGUAGGCAGCGCAAGACCAAAAAGUGUUCCGCCGACCGACCGAAAUGCACCAACUGUAUGUCACGAGGAUUCGAUUGCCGCUACACCGCAGACCCAAACGAGUCCCGCAGCGCCUCAUUAAAGAGGAGGUAUGAUGAACUCGAGCGCCAGAAUGACUGCCUCAACGAGUUCUUUUGUGCGAUCCGAUCCAUGCCAGAGUCGCAAGCGUAUGAUGUUGUGAGGAGGAUCCGAUCGGGUGCGUCUGCCGAGGAUGUCUUGAGCCAAGUCGAGGGAGGAUACAUGCUCUUGCAACUUUCCGACCGGAUAGGGGAUGCACCGCAUUGCCGUGACAUGCCUGCUAUUACAACAAGUCCCAGAGGUCUUCUCACGCCCGAGAGCUCUCACGAGUCGACCAUAUGCCCGCCCACCCCUCCUCAAAGUAGAGCGUCCUCGUCCAAUCACAUGCAGGCUAACGGAGAGGACGUUGCAAGGCUAAAAUGCACGUCUAUGACGAGAAACCGUAGCCGGGAGUGCGUGAAUCGCACAUAG
Messenger RNA from Colletotrichum truncatum, 684 nucleotides. Its product is annotated as C6 transcription factor. NCBI's taxonomy places the organism in Eukaryota, Fungi, Ascomycota, Sordariomycetes, Glomerellales, Glomerellaceae. Gene Ontology annotation, molecular function: DNA-binding transcription factor activity, RNA polymerase II-specific; zinc ion binding. The record is from RefSeq and is a predicted model, not a curated record. Gene Ontology annotation, biological process: regulation of DNA-templated transcription.